Molecule: messenger RNA, 987 nt
Organism: Ambispora leptoticha
Lineage: Eukaryota; Fungi; Glomeromycota; Glomeromycetes; Archaeosporales; Ambisporaceae
Source: the annotation of a GenBank genome assembly
AUGUCACUAUCCAAACCUGCCGGAAAUAACUCGAAAAUAACAACAGGCGAGUCCAACGAUGGCAAGUCUUUGUUCAGCAUUUCCUUGCCGAAAGCCUACAGCCAUCUGACUAUCACACAAGCAGGAAGCGCAAUAGUAUUUAGCACUUUUCUCGUAACUCAUUUGAGCGCGACCGCACUCGCAAAUUUUGGCGGUAUUGAACUCGCCAACAGAACAAUGCUCCUCGGUAGGGUCUACUACCAAAAUCACUUACUGGAACCAAUUGUGGUAUUUGGUGCACUUGGGCUGCAUAUUGCGUCGGGAGUUGCCAAACGUGUUAUUCGGUUAUAUUGGAAAUACAGAAGACUCGAUAAGCGCGAGUUGACCGGUGACGUUCACGAGACAGUCGAAAGAAUCGUGACGGACGAGAAGAAUGAAGAAGGACAGGUUGUUCGUCAAAAGAUCACCACGAAAACCACGAAAACCAUCACCACUUCUUUCAUAACAAAAGCCUCAGCAUUUCUAUUGCCGUUUCAUUCAUUGGUCGGAUAUUUGCUGAUUCCCGCUGUUAUCAAUCAUGUUGGCAUUCAUCGAAUACUACCGAAACGUUAUUUCGGCGAUUCUUCUCUGAUCAAUAUGACGUAUGUUACACUUGCGCUAAGACGAUGGCCAAAGAGUUCAUAUUUGGCAUAUGCAACGUUGGUGGGAUUGGCAGUUUAUCAUGUAGCGGGUGGAGCCCCGGCCGCUCUCAAAAUUAUCAAAGGAGUAACGGUGCAAAAGGGAAAGAACGAAAAACAAUCAGCUACAGUUCCCGAGAGUUCGGAGAAUUCCAAAAAAUUAAUAAAAUAUCUUCGUAAUGGUGCCAUCGCGACUACUAUUGGUUUGGUGGGUGGUGGUCUUUUAGUUAUUGGUGGAAAAAUUGGUCGUGAAAAUAUCCGAAUUCCUCUACGCAAUGAAUAUUUGAAAGUAUAUGGACGCGUGUACCCUCAUAGUUGGGUGAGAUAUUGA